UCUCGUUUCUCUCUCUCUCUCUCUCUCUCUCUCUCUCGUUUCUCUCUCUCUCUCUCUCUCUCUCUCUCUCUCUCUUUCACCUUGGCUUCCUAACUGCAUUGCUAAAACAGGCUGUAGCGCGAGCGUGCAGAAAGAAGCGGGAGAUGAGGGCGUCACGAGAGAGCGAGAGUGAGCGCGAGCGCGGUGGUGUUUGUGUGCUUCCUCGUCUCCGCGGUCUGUGAGGGGUUUUAGCUCGUCUUUAAAGCUGGUUCUCUCGGUUCUCUCGGUUCUCCCGGAAAGAUGAGCUCUUGCAGCAGUCGGGCUCUCACUCUCCUCUCCACGGUGUUUGGGGCGUGCGGGCUGCUGUUGGUGGGGGUUGCCGUGGCAACGGAUUACUGGCUGCUGAUGGAGGAGGGCAUCGUACUGCAGCAGAACCAAACCAUCGACGUCAAGAUGGCACUGCACUCCGGCCUGUGGAGAGUGUGUUUCAUAGCAGGUUCGGAGAAAGGACGAUGUGUGGCCUCAGAGUAUUUCACAGAACCAGAGAUCGAGAUCACAACAGAAAACACCGCAAACAUUCUCAAAAUGGUGCGAACAGCCACGCCGUUCCCCAUGGUGUCUUUACUGUUCGUAUUCACUGCCUUCAUCAUCAGUAACGUGGGACACAUCCGCCCCCAGCACACCAUCCUGGCCUUCGUCUCCGGAAUCUUCUUCAUCCUUUCAGGUCUGAGUCUGGUGGUGGGCCUGGUGCUCUAUAUCUCCAGUAUAAAUGAUGAAGUGAUGAACAGGCCGCGAGAGCCGGAGCAGUUCUUCAACUAUCAUUAUGGCUGGUCCUUCGCCUUCGCAGCCAGCUCCUUCCUCCUCAAAGAGGGUGCUGGUGUGAUGUCUGUGUACCUGUUUAUGAAGCGCUAUGCGGAGGAGGAGAUGUAUCGUCCUCACCCUGCGCUCUACCGCCCUCGUCUGUCCGACAGCAGCGAUUACAGUGGUCAGUUUCUGCACCCAGACAGCUGGCCGCCGCCUCAGCGCGGCCGCAGCGCCUCAGAGCUGUCCAGCGACGUCUCCAUACAGCUGGCACAGAACCCUCAGCCCCCACCCAAACCCACCGUCCAUCAGGGGCCGCCGCCCACCAGCCUGACCGCCGUCUCCAGCCCUGCCUCCGCAACCACUUACCAGCUCCAAUCACCCAAUGCCACGACAACCUUUACCCACAACCACCCACUGCGCCCUGCUGACCCCCAGGGCCUGGCCAUGCCACCCCCCGCAGUGCCACCCCCACACUACCAUACGCAUAUGCGCAUGAGCGCCUCUCCCUGCUAGACAGAGGCAGUGCAACGCACUAUGGCUGUGAAGGAAAGGCAAAGGCUGUGUUCCAAAUCAUCCCCUGUUUGCUAUUAUUAAAUGUGGAGUUCUGUAUAGAACGAUAUUAUAUGGAACAGAAAAGCUCUUUUAUCACUAUUUCCCUCAUUGGAAAAAUGAAAGGCACUAUAAAGAACACUGUUAUAGGGAACAAAAGUUUUCCCCUAAUUGCUCUUCCCUACAUUGGAAGCCAAGGACACCAUAUAGAACAUCAUUAUAGGGAACGAAAAUGAAAUGACCACUAGUUACUAUUCCCUACAAGGGAAGUCAAAGGCACUAUAUAGAACAUUAUCAUAGGGAACGGAAAAGGUCCUUAAUCACUAUUUCCCACAUUGGAAAAUCAAGGGCACUAUAUAGGGCACUAUUACUGGGAAUACAAAUGAUCCCUAACUGCUGUUACCUGUAUUAGUAGGGUACUAUAUAAAACACUAUUGUAGGGAAUAGAAAUUGUCUUUAAACUCAGGUCGAGCUCAAGUUUAGUCACCGCAGUCGCAGCACAUUAUAUAAACAUACAGAACGUCAACUUCAACCUAAACAACACAAGCGUCCACUACGAUCCAUCGUUUACAAUACUUACUGAGGUGCACUGUGGGAUUUCAAAUGACUCCCAAAAGUGCACUAUAUAUUCAAAAGAGUAUAGGUUCACACGCAGCCCCAAUACGCCAUUAUGUAGUGAAUAGGGUAGUUUUAUACACGGCCCAAAACUGCUCUGCAUAGUAAACAGGGCAUAAUCUUAUACAUAGGCAAAAUAGUGCACUAUAUAGUGAACUAGGCAUAGUUUGGGAUGCAGCUCAAAAUAGUACACUAUAUAGCAUAAAUGACAGUUUUGGCUGCAGAUCAGAAUAUAGACUACACUUUUGUACACAGCCCAAAAUACUGCACUAUAUAGUGAAUUGGGCAUCAUGUUGGAUAAAGCUUAAAACAGUGCAAUAUAUAGUAAACAGGACAUAGUUUUGAGCGCAGCUUCAAAAAUAGUGCAUUACAAUAAACAGGACAGUUUUGGAUGCAUCUCAACACGAUGCACUUUAUAGUGAACAGGGUAUAGUUUUGUACACAGCCCAAAAUACUGGACUGUAUAGUGGGCAUAGCUUUGGAUGCAACUCAGAAUAGUGCACUGCACAGUGAAUAGGGCAUCGUUUUGGACACAGCCUGAUAGAGAAGAGAAAAAAAAAACAACAACUGAGCUGAAAAA
Pygocentrus nattereri (red-bellied piranha) is the source of this 2527-nucleotide messenger RNA. RefSeq names its product calcium channel, voltage-dependent, gamma subunit 7b (gene cacng7b). Lineage: Eukaryota; Metazoa; Chordata; Actinopteri; Characiformes; Serrasalmidae. The coding region runs from base 280 to 1296 and encodes 338 amino acids. Gene Ontology annotation, molecular function: channel regulator activity; voltage-gated calcium channel activity. Gene Ontology annotation, cellular component: postsynaptic density membrane; AMPA glutamate receptor complex. The transcript has 6 exons. Gene Ontology annotation, biological process: postsynaptic neurotransmitter receptor diffusion trapping; regulation of AMPA receptor activity; calcium ion transport. The record is from RefSeq and is a predicted model, not a curated record.